AUGGAUUUACCCAGUGGGGAAGGCAAAGGGUACUAAGCCCAUACUCGUACAGCCUUAUCACAUGGCGUUAUAAUUUUUAGAAGAAUUAGUUUUCUUUUGAAUUUGUAUUUUUUUCAGUGGUCUUAGCGUUCGUCAUGAACAUCAACAUGGGAUCUGUGUAUGGAUAUUUUUGGAUUAACCCGGACACCUCACAACCUCCUAAUGUAUACACAUAUCCAAAGCUGAUAUCAUCGAAGUUUCUAACUAAUACUGACAUGAGAACUAAUGACAGUGAAAAUAUGAAUACAGUUCCACAAGCAAAUCCGAUUGAAUUCACCAAAGCAAGUGACAAGCAAUUAACUGAUUAUUUAAAUGAGAAACUGAAAUCCUAUAAUUAUUACAAACGCAAUGUUUAUAAUAAAUUCGAACCAGUAUUAUUGGAAGCUAAAAAUGUGUCAGCCGAAGACCCAGUAAAAGAGAAAAUUUAUAAUUACGCUACUUACACAUUGAAAGAAGUUAAUUCAAAAUUAGAUUUAAUCCAAGCCUUACAAAGAAUGUACAGGGAAUACCCAAUGUUUAAGCUGGGAUAUAUGAUUAGUUAUAUUAACAAAACGUAUACGGAUAUGGAAGAUGUGUUUAAAAGGAUUGAAGUAAACAAAGACAAGUUCGAUCUGUUGACUUUAGUCAAUUCAUACGAGCACGUAAGUCAAUAUUCGUGUUAAUUAAUAAUAAGACAAUAGGGUAUUUGAUUAAUUUGGAAAUAUAGUUUAAAAUUAUUGUUUAUUACAUAACAUUAAUAUUUUGGGGAAAUUUACUGUAUUUAUCAAUAAACUACAAGCUAGUUACUUCACAAACUUCAUAAUACUAAAAUCUUCAACAAGUAGCCAUAUUUACUAGCGUGAGACG
Diatraea saccharalis (sugarcane borer) is the source of this 885-nucleotide messenger RNA. The record is from the annotation of a GenBank genome assembly. NCBI's taxonomy places the organism in Eukaryota, Metazoa, Arthropoda, Insecta, Lepidoptera, Crambidae.